Molecule: messenger RNA, 11990 nt
Organism: Mus musculus (house mouse)
Lineage: Eukaryota; Metazoa; Chordata; Mammalia; Rodentia; Muridae
Gene: Fut9
Product: fucosyltransferase 9
Exons: 3
Coding region: 511-1590 (359 amino acids)
Biological process (GO): regulation of leukocyte tethering or rolling; protein N-linked glycosylation; oligosaccharide biosynthetic process
Cellular component (GO): trans-Golgi network; Golgi apparatus; membrane
Molecular function (GO): fucosyltransferase activity; alpha-(1->3)-fucosyltransferase activity; protein homodimerization activity
Source: RefSeq, marked validated
AUUUUGGAGCUCCUCUGGUGGGAACCUGUACCCGGCUGCUAUGCUCCUCCCUUCUCUUCCCAACUCUCGGUGAUCAUCUCCAUCUCCCCUCGCGCAUCCCUUCCCCCCUCCCUGCUUUCUUUGCUCUCCCUCCCUGCCGCGUGCCUGCUCCCCUCCCCCUCUCCUGGCUGCUCUGGGCAGCAGCAACCUCGGCAGCCCGGGAGAUGGGAAGAGAGCGCGCGGGGCGCUGCAGCUCUGGAGCCCUGGAUCUUUCCUCACCCGGUGCCUUGAGACCCCGCCGCCGCUCUCGCCUCUUGGCUACCCCCGGACUCCGGCUACGCUACUAGGACAGCGCCGCCACCACCGCCAGCCCUCGUCCCGCCCGCGCCGCGCUGCCCUCCCGCGCCCUGGAUGGAGCUUUCCCUCGCUGGGAUCGCUUUAGAAUGUGAUAACUCACGCAUCUGAUAGCACCGUGGAGUAGUUCAGCACUCAUCUCUGCUUUCCAUGCUAUGUUCUCUACACUGAAAAAUUAUGACAUCAACAUCCAAAGGCAUUCUUCGCCCAUUUCUAAUCGUCUGCAUCAUCCUGGGCUGCUUCAUGGCAUGUCUGCUCAUUUAUAUCAAGCCCACCAACAGCUGGGUCUUCAGUCCAAUGGAGUCUGCAAGUUCUGUGCUGAAAAUGAAAAAUUUCUUCUCCACAAAAACUGAUUAUUUUAACGAAACUACCAUUCUGGUUUGGGUAUGGCCAUUUGGGCAGACCUUUGACCUUACAUCCUGCCAAGCAAUGUUCAAUAUCCAAGGGUGCCAUCUCACAACAGACCGCUCAUUGUACAACAAAUCCCAUGCGGUCCUGAUUCACCAUAGAGACAUCAGCUGGGAUCUGACUAACUUACCUCAGCAGGCCAGGCCACCCUUUCAGAAAUGGAUUUGGAUGAAUUUAGAGUCACCCACUCACACCCCCCAAAAGAGUGGCAUUGAACACUUGUUCAACCUGACUCUAACUUAUCGCCGUGAUUCAGAUAUCCAAGUGCCUUAUGGCUUCUUGACGGUGAGCACAAAUCCCUUUGUGUUUGAAGUGCCAAGCAAGGAGAAGUUGGUGUGCUGGGUUGUGAGUAACUGGAACCCUGAGCAUGCCAGGGUCAAGUAUUACAACGAGCUCAGCAAGAGUAUUGAAAUCCACACCUAUGGCCAAGCAUUCGGAGAAUACGUGAACGAUAAAAAUCUGAUUCCCACCAUAUCUACUUGUAAAUUUUAUCUUUCAUUUGAAAACUCAAUUCACAAAGAUUACAUCACAGAAAAGCUCUACAAUGCAUUUUUGGCUGGUUCAGUACCUGUUGUCCUGGGUCCAUCUAGGGAAAACUAUGAGAAUUAUAUUCCAGCUGAUUCAUUCAUUCAUGUGGAAGAUUUUAACUCUCCCAGUGAGUUAGCAAAAUAUCUGAAGGAAGUUGACAAAAACAAUAAGUUGUACCUUAGUUACUUUAACUGGAGAAAGGAUUUUACUGUAAACCUACCACGGUUUUGGGAAUCACAUGCAUGCCUGGCAUGCGACCAUGUAAAAAGGCAUCAAGAAUAUAAGUCUGUUGGUAAUUUAGAGAAAUGGUUUUGGAAUUAAAGUGUCCAUCAUUGUCACAGUGAAAAAGAUUAAUGAGACAUAAUUCAAGUUUUCAGGAUAAGAAGAAACACGCUGCAUUUGGGGCACCGUUUAAUUUUCCUGCCCUCCCUUGAGGACCAUGUAUAUUUUGGUGAAAUUUUUAAGAGAUCAGAAUUAGCAAUCACUCAAUUUGGUUUUAAAUUAUCCUGUAUAUAUGUGAUAACGAGCACUGGAAAUAAUUUAUUUGUCACUCUCAUUUAUAAACAUUGUUUUUACAUUUUAUAGUUGACUGUAAAGUAAAUUUAUGAUUUACUUGUUUCUACAUCAAUCAGAUCUUUAAUCUAUUUGGGAGAUAAAAAUACAUAUCCUAAAAUAUGAGGGACUUUUUGCCAAGUAUUAUAAAGUAUAGAUUCUAGCUUGUAUAAUGCUAACAAAGAAGAAUUAUUGAAUCACUUAAUUCUUAAUCUCUUUGACUUCAAAGUUGAACACUACUGACAACUGAUAGAGUUUUUACUUGUACCACAUUUGUGAAGGGGAGCUAAUUGAUGUAGCAAAUAAGAAAGAUAUGAAGCAGAAAUGUUAUUAGACUUCACAUUCAUUUUUAUUAAGUUGUUUAGCAAAUGUAGAUUCCCAAUAUUUUAAGUUAAAGAAAACAAGAAUUUUCAGAUAAACAAUUUAUAUGGUUUUAGGGAGAUUUGAUUGUUUGUUUUGUGGGUUUAGUCCCUAAUAAUACCUAAGAGAAUCUUUUGAUAGUUCCCUUUCAAAUCAUGAAGAUAACCACUAUUUUAAAAAUAAAUAAUUUCCUCUUAUAACAAUAAAAAAAUGAUAUCUUCAAAUACAAAUAAAUGUAUAAAUUAUACCAUUUAUAGAACGCUAGUUACUUCAUUCAUUUGAAAUAUUUUUUCCAAAGCAUCCAUAUUUAAGUUUUAUUUUACUGUAUUUGUUAAUAAAUAGAAGUAAAACUUGAAAGAUCUAUCUGAUCAUUUAAAAGAGUUUAAAAUUCUUACCAAUGGGUCAGAUAUGUCACAAAACACAAUAAAGUGGGAACCUACAAGGAAUACAGUGCUGACACAGAGUAAGAUUUCAAUAUGUAUUUUUUAAAUAAAUUAUCAGUAUUAAAAAAGUAAUGGGUAAAUUUUUGUUUUUGAUAAAGGAACAGUUCUAGCCAAGAGCUAUUAAUUAAAAUUUAUCAUUUUUAUACCAUUUAAGAUAAUAUCCAUACAUAGAAUAUGUUGUUAUUAUAUUCAGGGCUUUACACAACCAAUGUAAAUUUAUUGCACUGAAUUUGGGAGCAUGUUAUCUAUGAACUUUCAUCUGCCUGCAAAAUUCUCUUCUGUAAGUGUAGAGGAGAUAACUGGGCAUAUGCAAAUACAAUAGAUUAGGGAAAAAAUGUGAUUCUGAAGACUCUGACAGAAAAUUUUUCUUCAAAGUGUUUCUAAAGCCUGCAUUCUAUUCUGUUCAAAACCUACAGAAAAAAAAAUAAUGUUCUGAUGACAUUUAUUUGGAUCUUUUGUGGCUCUUUAUAUUUCUCUAUUAUGUAUUGCAAUUAGCCAAACUCAGGCUAAUUCUCCUCAUCUACAGAGAAGAUUCAUUUCAGUUUGACAAGCAGGAAGUAUGUGCUCAAUGAGACAUAAGCUCCCUUAGCAUGGAAUCAUUUGAGCAAAGAAAGACCACAGAAUUAAACGAAGAGUAUGAUCUCAUAUUUUUUUAAAGACAUAGUUACACAGGUGAUAUUGUUGAUCCCCAACUGCCACAGAGGUAAAGAUGAAAAUGUGUUGUCACUGCAGGGUGACAAUGGAGACUUAGUUAAAAAAAAAAAAUACUAAACAAUACUAGUAAAUUUACUCCAUUCUUUACCUACUCAACAUGUGUUUGAAUGGCAAGCUUUGUCUACUCACUUGAUCCAACAUAUAUUUUUCUCUAGAUUAUCUUUUUUCCACACAUCGUUUUUACAUGUAUACCAAGAAAUCAUAUAUAUACAUAGAUACUCUCAUAAAGGCUCUAAUCAUAUAUUUAUUUGCUUAAAAGUCAAAUUCAUGCAUUUACUUAUGAUUUUUUUGAUCCAAAAAUGGUAGAGAGCUAAGCAUGGAUUGCUAAAUUUAGAAUAUGCUCUCAGUGAAAGCUGGAAAGCAUUUGAUGUUGCUUUCAUCCACCAUUGCUAUAUUGGAUGCUAAGAGACCUGAAGGCAGUUGCCUCUUUUGUUGGCUAUGAAUUUGAGCUCAUUCUUGGACUGGAAGUACAAUUAAAUGCCAAUAGUGUAAGCCAAGCCAAGGUAUUAAGUAUUUCACAAGUGCAUCUACAUAUUUAGAACCUGAUGCCAAGCCACAGAACGUCUGAACUUUACGUCCAUAGUUAGAGCGAGCUUUUUAACUAGAAUAUACAACAAUAUUCAUAAGUCAACCUCUUCUUUUCUGUGAACUAACUCGUUAUUUAUUUAUGACAUAUUUAUUCCUGAUAUGUUGAGAGACAGGCAUGUCAACCCCACACGUAGUGAUGAUAGAAAUUAGAAUUUAAGGAUCCUAUUGCUAUGACUCUCAUUUCUCUCUGCCCUAUCCAUACCUUAUUGUACAAAUAUAUCUCAAUUCCUAUAAAUGUGAAUAUCCUCUGGCAUUAUUUAGUCCCUGUAGGCUAGUAUGUUCUGGGAGGACUUUAGUUUUUGGAAAUAUAUUGAACAGAAUUUGAGAUGUUGACACUCUUUCUGAUAUUGUUUUAGCUGUUGAACUUUAGCAGAAGGAAUGAGCUUCACUAUGUGUGAGUGGAAAAUGUACCACUGACAAGAUAUGCUAUUGGCUGCUCUGUUAAUAAAUCCUGUGACUCAUACUUUCUGUAAGCAUAUCUCUUAUGAAAGAUUGAUUGAUUCAACCAAAUUGGCUUGCUGCUGGUAUAAUAAAAGCAGAUAAUAUGCCUAGAGAUCCAGGAUGGCUCUAAACAGAUCAUGAGCAAGUUAUCACCUAAAAGUGCAGAAAGUCCUUAUCACCAGUGCUCUGAGUAUUUAAUUGCUAUUUAGUUCAGGCCUUAUUAAUAGGAAUACAAAAAUAAUUAUUUUAAGCCUUACUGAAGAGAAAUAUACUGACUUAUCUAGUUAGCUGCAUUGUAUUUUAGAGAGUGAAGAUCUUGAUAGCCAUAUAUUUUAGGACAGCCAUCACCUAAUGAAGUAGAAAGUAUAAAAGAUACUCUCACUGGGAAACCAGCAUCAGUUUACAAGAUUUCUAUUUACUGUGAGAAGCUCAGUCCUAGAGUGUACAAAGCUUGAACCAGAACUGUUGAGGUAGAAAUGGACAGAAUACUUGAGGAAUUAUUCACUCACUCUUUAAACUUUUGUCUUUAAUUGGAGAUUAAAUAAAGAAUGAAUAAAAACAGGAAAUAAGCUACUCAGAUUUUCUUUUUUAUUGAACUUUUUUCAGAGUAGACUUCAUGGCUGCUACUCACCAAGAAAGCGUUUUUGUGAGUUAAUGUUUCAAAACAUUUUAGUUCUCCACAUUUUUAUUUCAUGCUUUAUGAUGUCAGCUCCCCUCAACUCAAAGCUCAAGAGAAGGAGGUUUGUUAAAAAUUGCAAUCAAGGUCUAGAUAUAAGAGAUUUCAGAAGCUAAAGGAUAAGCAUUUGUUCAUACAGGAGGGGUUAUUAAUGGUUGCCUAGUAAAUAAUUACCUCAAUGAAAUUAGUGGACAUGAAAGAUACAUUUAAUGUAAUCGAAAUAACAGUUUCUUCAUUCGAAAUGGGGAUAAUCUCUUCUGUUCAAAUUGCUUCUAGAUUCAGAGAACAGACAGGUUAAGUCCUUCUUAUCAUAUGUUUAAAAAAAAACAAAAGAAAUAAAUAUUAUGAAAGAUUAAACUAGAUUUGAAACUUCUUAGAAUUCUAUUUUAAUAUUAACCAUUCACCAACUGUUAACCUAAUAAAGAUGAAAUUAGGACAUAAAGAGAAUUGAAAAAUGAAGCAUCAGGAUAGGCAAAUGUGUAUUACCAAACUGUGGGGAGAGAAACAGAUUUACCCUUCAUUCUUGCCAAUUUGAUUUGUUGUAUAGUGAACAUACUGCAAACAUCAUCUCAAUCAAGUGGUUUUUGCUGUGGGCAUCUCUCUUCUGGAGUCUUUAUGGCACUGUGAAAAUGGCUAAGCUCUGCUACUAUCCAAAGUAUGGUCCUGUGUAAUUAAUAUUCAAUCCAUCCAUAUUUAUAAGCAGUUAAUAGAGUCUAAAUGGUAGACACACUGUUGAACUAGAAAUAUGAGUAAGUCUACCCUAGACUAUCAUUGCAACAAAUUGAAGCCUUGAGAAACUCACUUGACCUCUCUGGAUAACCUUGUUAGUAAGAAUUCCUUCAGCACAACUGCUUUAUAAUAUGAGGCCUAAGUUGAUAUGUGCAUAUAUUUGAGUUCCCUUGUCUAUCCAAAAAUAUUUUUGAAAGUUAGUACUCCAAAUAAAAUUCCCUUUCUUUUCUCUAGAACAAUAAAGAACAGGUUCUUUACUGAAACUUACAAUAUAGUAAGUGUUCAAUUAACGAAUCUUUCUCCUUUAUAUUUUUCUUCCUCUUAGGUCUCUUGCAACAUACAGUUUCUUACACUUAGUUAUCUACAGAAAACAACCAUAUAUUGAACCCCAUUCUAAAACAAUUCACAUUUUUUAUACUAUAUGUAUUCUUACUAUAAUAAUCUAAAACUAUUUAUUGAUGCAAACUCAGGAAUUCAGUGGAAGCAUGUCGAGUUCCUUCAUCAACAGGAAUAUAGAGUUUGAGUGUAUAUGAUUGACUAUAUUUAGAAAACUUAUUCUUUUGACUCAAGGCUAAUUUAUUUCCAUUCAUUUAACACACUUUGGGUAUAUUUUCAUUUAAAAGUAAAUUCCAUACCACUACUGUUUUAAAGCAUUACUCAAGGCACUGUUCCUAAGCCAUGUAAUCUAGAGUUUGCAGAGAUAAUUAUUAAUAAUACUGACAGCUGGUCCAUUUUCCAUGUAAUUGGAACAUUUUUAUUUAAGGAAACAAAACAAAACCACAAAAAAACAAACAAACAAGAAAAGCAAAAACAAACAAACAAAAAAACAAAACAAAACGAUAAAGGAAGAAGACAGAAACCAUGGCAUUACUACAAAGUAAUCCUAUGCCUCCCAGAGGUUCUCUGACUCACAUCUGCUUUGAGAAAUUCCUACAUCAAUGGCAUAAGAAUUAUUUACAUCAUUUGAAAGAUCGUCAUAAUACAUAGGAUGACCUAGGUCUGUAUUUUUAAGGAGUCCAUAGACAAUUCAAACAUGUUGCUAGUUUUGGAAGUCUGGGUCCUGUCUAUUAAAUAGAAGUAAUUCUAUACUCAAACAAUACAGGCAUGAGAUAUUGCCUUUCCUUAGCUCACUUGGAUUCUCCUUAAAUAUAUUGGUAGGUGUUACUAUAUUUCAAAGUCCAAGAUGUUCCUCAAUCUUAGUUGUGUCUUGUACAGUGGUGCUGCUCUUCAGCUAUGAUUUAGGGAAAACUAUCAUUUCCUGAAAAUUAUUUUUCACAAUCUUUCUUAGAUUUUUAAAUGCACUUUUUUUUUCAGUUUUAAGUACAAAAAACAAAGGUAGGCAAUUAUUAGGUUCUCUUGCAGCCAUCAAAAUUGCACAUAUUUGAUCAAUUUCUUUCCCGAGUCUCAGAAGCUUAUUGAUAGGUAGGAUAUGGCAACAUGUUAUAACACUUUGGAUUGUCCACAAUCAUGAGUUCAAUAUUAAAUGUGAGCUAUUCACUCACUAGCUCACUCUCUGUGCCUGAUCUCAUCUCUGUUGUUAUCAUGAUUUGUAUGUGUACAGUAGGGGUAGCCUAUUUUGAAAACAAAUGAAUUCAUCUCUAAAACCUUAGACAAUUAUAUGUAUGUGUAUCCUGUGAUGUUCUACCACUGAGAUAUAUGCCUUUGGUCAUUAAAAAAAAGAGAAAAUAAGAGAAAUUUAGAAUACAUAAAAAUUUCAGCUCUGACAUCUAUUGCUAUUAGGCUGGCAGCUUAGCUCGUAAGAAUUGCUGAAAAUUUAAACAAGCCAAAGGGUGAAUAUUCAAUAGAAGAGAAACAAACAUAGUGUGGAAGAUUGCAUUGACAUCACUGAAAUCAGAAUGGCUACUCCUCGAUAGAAGGGAUUUACACAAACCUAGUGAUGAAGCCUGCGGUAACAUCUACUGAAAUUAGAAAGUACUGGGAGGCAAGUGGGGGUGGUGGCACUGAUGAUCUCACUAACCACAUAGAGCGUUUCCUAAAAUAAGCAGACUUAAUCUUCACUGUUACGAGAAAUCAGUAAAUUAAUAUUAAUUUAGCUUGCUAGCCAUUUAUACAGCUGAAGUCCAUGGACAGAAUCACAGAAAGAUUCUCAGAGAUCAUUUUCUAGUGAGGAAAUUGCCCUUAGAAAUAUCCAUCAACUUGACUAAAUAUUUCAUGUCAACUGUUGGCUUAGGCACAGAAGCAGCUGAUGAUAGAUUACAAGAGAAUAGAGUCUCCCUUUACCUUUCCUUAAGAUUUAAUUAAAAAAAGGGAAGAGUUCAAAAAUGUGACGAUAUAAACUCAUUAAACAGAAAUUAAAUUGUUCAGUGAUGCAGAAAUCGAGCAAUGAAAAUAAGUUUAGGAGGCUGUGAUUAAGACUCGACAAAUUCUAUGAUACAUAAGAUUUUGACAUGAACAUUCUCAACUGCAUACAUAUAAUUUUUUAGUUGAAUGGCCCCAAAAAGAAACAUUUAAGGAAAAUUUCCACAUGUUAAAAAAAGGAUAGUAACUAAAAUAGCAUAUUAAUUAUUUUAAAUUAUGUUUCUUUAAAAAAUGCUAGAAAUGUCAUAUUUUCAUUAUGACAUCAAAAUACUUCAAAAUUUGAAUUGGUUUACUGAAUUCUCAGACAACCAAAUGUUUUUAAAUUAUUCGAACAUGUAAAGUACAUGACCUAAUAGACUUGGAGUUUCAUUGCAAAAAACAUACAAGUUCUACUAGAAAAAAAGUUUUACAGGUGAUUUCUAUACGAUAUAAAGUGGUAGAAACGUGUUACUGUUUCUAAACAGGCCACCAUUCUCUUCGAUUAAUGAGGUUAUAGCAGCUAGACAAUCAGACUUGGAAAAAUGAUUUGCAAAAUCUCAGUUAACAUCCAAGACCCAGUACUACUAAUUAUGUAAGAAAUAGGAGCUGGUUACAAUGCACCCCUCAUCUCAAACUGGUCUCAAUAACUCCCUUCAGUUCAUGGUUAAGAAAAUCCUAGAGAAGCCUUUCAUGUUACUGUGAGAUCAGCAAAGGUAUACUCAUGUGGGUUCACAUAUGAUGUGAACAAUGGACAAUAUAAGACCCAAAUCAAGAAUAUCCACUUGUCUACAUAAAAGUGGAGGACAUCUACAUUAUAAGAAAACAUGAUUGGUAACAGAUUCUAAUGUCAUGUUUUUUGUUUUUGUUUUUUUUAUAAAAUAACCAAGGGACUAGGAUUAUGUUUUUCCUCCUUUUUUCUUUCUAUCUCUUAAAAUCAGGUAUGAUAGGAGUCAGGGAUUACAGAGUAUGACAAUGUAAAAAAAUUAAUAUUUUUGUAGACUCCUAAAGAAUAAAAAAACAUUGAAUAUGCUUUUAAAAUGUAAUUAUCUUCUCAGUAGUUAUGAGGCUUAUUCUGCAUGUAUACCAGCAUGGGAUAAAGGAGUACUUUUUAAUGAUAAAGAGCUUAAAAGUCUAAGUAUAGACCUAGGUUUACCAAGAUUCAGAAAGAAGAAAGCAUCAAGAAGAAACAAGAAAAUGUGAAACAGACUCAUAAUCAAAGUCCAUCCGUUUAGCUCCCAGCACCUAUAGUGUAAUUUGCUAGCAUUUCUGAGCCACAGAUUUCUCAUCUGUUAUCAAAAGGUGAUAGGCAGUACAUUAGAUACACCUAAGAAAGUCUUCAUAAUAGCAUUGAUCUGAAACCCUGGUUUAAGUGUUGGACUGCCAUAUAUUCUGAACUUUUCCUUCGUGUUCUCUUCUAGGGGGCUUUGUUCAAUGAGUGGUAGGGAAGGGUAAGGGGGAAAUUUGAUACUGUUUUAAGUGCUGCUAAAGAAGAAAGUUGUAGAGAAGUAUCACAAAGGAAGAACGGAGAAUGUGUCUACCAUCUUGAUUCCAUUGAAGGCCGCCAUACAGGCCAUAGCCAAUGCUUGCCCUGAGUGGUUUAAAUAAUUUCAUAAAGGAUUUUAUACUCAAUGAAUUGAGGGCAAAGCAAUCACACUGGAACAAAAAUGUGCCAAUUUUUCCAAUAUGCAAAUUGUAAUGAUCGGUAAUUCAUAAAACUACUUUGAGAGCAAUUGAAUAUUUUAGUAUUGUAAUUUGCACUAUGAUAUUACGAUGUUCAGGCAAACUAAAAUACUCUGAAAUCUAAUGCCAAAUGUACAGUUCAUAGGUUCAUGGUACUUCGUAUAAGUGUUUCAUUGCAUUGCGACAGUUGUUUAAUAGCAUUAACUUUCCCUGGGUGUGUUGUUAUGAUGCAGAUCUAACAGGGUUAUUGUAAGCACACUAAUUAGUCAUCUGGGGUUUUAUAGAUAAAAUCAUACAUUGAUCAGAAAUCACUUUUCUACUUAUUUUUUUGUAGAGUAUUUUUCCACACUUGAAAAAACAUGAUUAUUUUAUAUCAAACAUCAGUUUUCCUUUAAAAUCUUAUUUUAGUAGCCAAUGCAUGUUUGAAAUAAGAUGUUAAAUAUUAUGUGCCAAUAGUAAGAUUGUGUUUGUAAGUGAAAAAUGCAUGCUAUAAUGAAUCAUACAGCUUUGGUGGCAUAUUCUACUGCCACCUUAUAUGCAAGCUUUCUCUUAACCUGUGUGCAUGGUCCACAUGCUUUCAAGAGUCCUUUUUUAAUAUUUACAAAGUGACAUGUGAUUUUUAGUGCUGAUGAGCCAGUGAGCCAAGAUGCAAUCCUGUUCUGCUUUCAUUUUUCUUCUUUACAUUAUGUUGUAAAUUUUCUCAGAAAACUUUUUCUUGGAGUUGUUGGCAAUAAACUACAACAAAUGAAAGAAUUGGCUGGUAAAUCUUACAGACAACUUACCGUUACAAAGCAUGAAGAUGUGAGAAGAUCAUUUUACAAGCUUCAUUAUAUGAACACAAUACUCUGGCAUCUUUUUUGUGUAGUUAAGAAGAGCUUAUCGUUUCUGAAACACUGCCAAAGUCAGUACUACUGCCAAAAGGGAGGGACACCUGCAUUACACUAAACUGAAUAAUAACAGACUAUCCAGACUGUAUAGACUGCCAAUCAGUACAGUAAAGUGGGAGGGAUAUACCCACUCUUUUGUUUCUUAUUAAUUAGAGAAAUGUAUAAGGAAUAUGAAUUUUGGCAACAGAGACAUGGCUUUACAUGCUGAUAACUCAUGGAAAUAUUUGAAAUAAAACUCAUUCCAUUCUUGAAAAAAAUAUGCCCAGGCAUUUUGUUUGUUUCAGAAAUGUACUUGUGUUUUUGAAAGCUCUAAUUUCAAACAAGUAAUAUAUGUAGACCAACUGUUCCUUCUACAAAUAAUGUCAUUUAUUGUAACACAUAAUGGGUAGAACAUAGCUUUCAGUCAGUUAUUCGAAUCACCAGUAUAAAUAUUCAUAAUGUUUGAAGGUGAUUUCACUGUGAGGUUAUGAAAGCAAUGGAAACCCUAGUUAUUUGUUUGGGUUUUUAUGUGUCUAUUUAUAGAAAAAUGCUUCUUUUAAGUCUAAUUUUAACAACAUCAACUAAGUUAAUCUAAUGCUAAGAAAAUUGACUCUACUUACUAUUUCAAGUCACAGUCCUGAAACUGAGUCUUGCUGCAAUCCAAAAAUAAAACAUUGAUUCAAACGAAGAGCAGCCUACUCUGCCAUGGAAAGGGCAGCUACAGCAGUCAUGAUAUCAUAGAUGUGAGCAGGGUAAAGAAUUCCUACACCAUCCAUGACAUUGUAGGUGUGUGAAAGGACUACACCAUUCAUGAUACUGUAGGUGUGUAACACUCAGCCAAUAUUUGAUCUGGGCUCUCAGUUUCAUAUUGCAUGCAUCCCUUCAUUUAAUUAACUUGUAAAUAACAACACUUCGUGGCAGCUAAGCAAAUAUUUUAAUAAGCCAUGAAAGACAAGAUAUAAGAACUCUGUACUUUCAGGUAUUUAGAAAAAAAAAAUGUACUUGCCAUAAGUUAAAGCAGAGUUGCCAUUUGAAAUUUCCUUCCCUUAAAAAUAUGCUGUAACACCAUGUGUUCAUUGUUGUCUUUUCAGCCUUAUAAAUAUAUGAUGUGACUACUACAUCUUUGUGAAAUUUUGUUUAACAAUUAAUGGUUUUAACAAUCUGAACAACAAUUCAAGGCAGAAGUAAAUGCAUAAGGAAUUUGAGCCUGUUUGUAAGAAGUCUACUCCUUAUGUUAUAUUUACUAUAUUCAAUGUAAAUACCUCACUGAUAAAACACUGGAGCUAGUGAAUGUGUAAAUAAUUAUGUUCUAUUUGGGCCUAAUGCAUUCCUGUAAUGUGAAUAUUUAAAAUAAAAGAAUUCAAUUUAAAUGCA